This is a messenger RNA of Tigriopus californicus, 851 nucleotides long. RefSeq lists its product as uncharacterized. The record is from RefSeq and is a predicted model, not a curated record. NCBI's taxonomy places the organism in Eukaryota, Metazoa, Arthropoda, Copepoda, Harpacticoida, Harpacticidae. The coding region runs from base 214 to 693 and encodes 159 amino acids. The transcript has 5 exons.
UCCUCUCCAUUGAUUGAGUGUGGUUUAACGUUACUACUGUAAUAAUCACACCUGGAUCUUUCUUUAAGAAGUCUACAUGCUUCUAGGUGGCAACUAUUGAUUAUUUUGACGUUGCAUGUUUGUGUUUUCUGCAAGUUCCACAGAUAGACAUUGGCCCUCCAAAAAUAUUCUUUGGCAAGGAAAAGAAGAGUUAUUCCCUUGUUUUUCACAAUUAUGGCACGUGUUGAUUUUGAUAUCGGAAAGUACUCGUUUGAUCCAACCGAUAGAACAUUGAAUCGUUACAGAAGCAAUCCAUUUCGGCCUCCGGAUGUACUGGGAGCGUCUAAUCAGGAUUUUGAUCAUGUCUCGGAACAAACUGAAACAUUUCAAGCCAUUCACGUUGAAAAGAGAAGAUCUUUAAAGAUUGGACCAUCCUUAAGAAGUGAGGGUGAAAUUGAUGACCGGACAAUUCAUCGCGAAAACUACACUGAAGAUAUACCUAGAAAGGUGGAACGAACAUUUCUAAUGAAAGGGGCCAGAGAUGCCAACAUUCAACCCAAUGGUGGCAUUGAAGACACGCCAUCCGAAUAUGACCACAAAUAUGUGGUAUUUGGUGUUGUUGAACGGGCUAAACCUUUGCCUAAUUGGUACAAAUGGGACAACGUUCGUAGUCCAUUUGGCACAGAUGGAAAAGAUUCCGGAAGUGUUUCGUGAGGUUGAUGAUUGAUCAAUUUCCAAAGUUCCGCAAAAAUAUAUAUAUAUAUAUUGUUCCACCUUCCAUCGACCUUUAAACUAUAAAACGUCAAUAAACAUGCAGUGCGAAGUUGUAUAUCUUGCAUGCAAUUUAAAAACACUAUUAUCUCGUCAAUAUC